Erigeron canadensis is the source of this 840-nucleotide messenger RNA. Its product is annotated as protein ALP1-like. Lineage: Eukaryota; Viridiplantae; Streptophyta; Magnoliopsida; Asterales; Asteraceae. The transcript has 3 exons. The coding region runs from base 1 to 840 and encodes 279 amino acids. The record is from RefSeq and is a predicted model, not a curated record.
AUGGAUUCCGAUGAUUCAUCUGGAUCUUCUAACGGUCACGACGAUUACGAAGAUCGUGUCCAAAAUGUGAUCCUUCGAGCUGCCGAACUACUUGGACGGCGGAUUGCUGACCAACCUGCCCCAGUCAUUAACCAAAGGGUGCCAGUUGACCGCAAUCGUAUUGAAGCACAUGCGCGUUUGAUGCAUGACUACUUUGAUGAUCAACUGCGAUACAACGCGAGACUUUUCAGAAAAAGGUUUCGUAUGACAAAAAAAUUAUUUCUGCGGAUAGUUGGUGAUUUGGAGGCUAGUAUUGAUUGUAUGCAUUGGCCAUGGGAGAUGUGUCCGGCGGCCUGGCGAGGUACUUACACGAGCGGUCAUGUGGGUAGACCGUCAUUGAUACUGCAGGCUGUAGCAUCCAACGAUCUAAGGAUGUGGAAUGCUUAUUUUGGACAGCAAGGUUCGCACAAUGAUAUCAAUGUGUUUGAAGCAUCGCCGAUUCUUGAGGAAAUUAUUAACGGUUUGGCACCUAGUGUACCGUUUUCGGCAAACGGAAACCAUUAUGAGAAGGGCUACUAUUUGGGAGACGACAUCUAUCCCGAAUAUGCUACAUUUGUGAAAACAUUUUCCGACCCGAUUGAUGAAAAAAGAAGGCUUUUUAAGAAAAAACAAGAGUGGGCACGAAAGGGUAUUGAGCGGGCUUUCGGUGUGCUUAAAAAACGAUGGAAGGUUCUAAAACAUCUGGCACUAUAUUGGAACAAAAAAGCCAUUCAAGAUGUUUGUUAUGUUUGUAUCAUAUUACAUAACAUGAUUCUGGAAGACGAAGGCAAAGCCGUGUGCCAAAACUACAACGAUCAAUAA